AUGUCUGUUCAGUACGAGUCCUGUGUCAGAGGGGUUUCUUUCUACACCAUCAACUCAUCACCUAUCGUUCGUAAGAAGACUAAAAUGACGCCGGCGACAAAGAAGCAGAGAAAACUGUUGUUGGAGGAAGAGGAGCGACUGUCCAACAGAUCUGCGAUUUCACGUCGGCAGACGUCAUCUCCCAGAAUGCCGCUCACCUCCUACGUCACGUCCGGCGGUGCUGUUGGCGGGCAGAACGGGGUUGGCGCUGCAGAGGCUCCCUCAGCAGACGUCAAGCUGGCGACCGUAGCAGCAAAGAAAGGCAAGAAGGCCGAGGAGGAGGAGCCGCAGCCUGCAGCCCCCGCGGCAGCAGCAGCAGCAGCAGCCCCCACCGCCGCUGCCACAGCAGCAGCAGCAGCAGCACCAGCAGCAGUGGUGGCAACAGCAACAGCAGAAGCAACACCUGCAGCACCGGCAGCACCUGCCGCACCUCCAGCAGAGGAGGAAGAAGAGGAAGAGUAUGUGGUGGAGAAGGUUUUGGAACGGCGAUUGGUGAAGGGCAAAGUGGAGUUUCUGUUGAAGUGGAAGGGCUUCUCAGAUGAGGACAACACAUGGGAGCCAGAGGAGAACCUCGACUGCCCCGACCUCAUCGCAGAGUUCAUGCAAAAAUACAGAGAGAAGGAGGAGAAAAAGAAGGAGAGCAAGAGGAAAGCUUCCAGCGAUGCCUCGGGAGACUCAGAGGAGAAAGGGAGUAAGAGGAAGAAGGACGAGGGUGAGAAAGCCAGAGGUUUUGGUCGAGGUCUGCAGCCAGAGAGGAUUAUUGGAGCGACAGACUCGAGUGGAGAGCUGAUGUUCCUUAUGAAAUGGAAGAACUCGGACGAGGCCGACCUUGUCCCGGCCAAGGAGGCCAAUGUCAAAUGUCCCCAGGUGGUCAUCUCCUUUUACGAGGAGCGCCUCACCUGGCACUCCUACCCCACAGAGGAGGAGGACAAGAAAGAGGAGGAGAAAAAGGACUAGAUGAGUAGAGGAGGAGCCAGAGUGUGGAGGUGUAAGGGCGGGAAAUUGACAAUGCGCUAGUGAACUGUUGUCCAACCGACUCGACUCUAGCAGCCACUUUGGCAGAGAAAGUGAUUUAAAAAGAAAAAAAGAGAGAAGCUGCCACUGUCGCUGACGGAGGAGAAGGCGUUUGUUGUUUCUGCCCUGGAAGGAGAUGAGCGCGCUUUCCUCCCACUAAAGAUGCUCCCACUGGUGUCUCAGCAGAAAAUGUAAAAGAGGUACGUUGACACCUUUGCUCUCUGUCCCUCACCGAGGACGUGUCACCCGGCGGGAGUGCGUGCCUUUGUUCCGCUGCGAUUUCUCCAGGUUACAAACCUUUUUGUCUUGUUUUUGUACGAUCGGUGACAAGUGCUCGGUGACGGAAACGCAGGAAAAAAACCAUGCGGGCUGUCAAGCUACCUCUUUUACAUUCACGCUUCUGUGAGAAGCAGGCCCGACUGUUCCACUCUGGCAAGUUUGUCUCUCCUCCCUCGUUGCGACGUCCCGUAAAACCCCGAUGAGCGGUCGGAAGCGGCCAGUGGGAUCAUGGCUGGUUUGGAGAUGGCACAAAACACUGGAGGGGAACGUCUUUUGAGAGGGAAGGUAUUACAGAAGAGUGGAAGAAUGGACAAGAAUCCUUUUUUUGUCUCUUUCAGUGUCUGUUCUCUUUGUGCCGCCUGAGUUAUCAUCAUCAUGACGUGCCGCUGUUCUUCAUUUGAAACUCUCAGACACCAAACGCCUCCAUUUCACUCUGACCUGCGCUGACCAUUGAGGAGUGAGUGUUACAGCCUUCACGUAGACCCACCAGUCACCCACCAGUCUUUCCUAUCAGCCAACAUGGCCACCAACCAGCCAGUGUCUUGUUGUCGUGUGUUUGUAAAAAUAUUUUCCCCUUCAUUCCACUUUGUGACGGUUCAGCAUCUCGUCCUCUUCUGUUUCCUGUGUCUUUUUUGUUGUUGAAUGUUUUAAAAGAAAAGCUGGUGAAUAAGUAUUUUAUCAACCCUGAGUUACUGUGUCGUGCUCUUUAGUGAUGGUCGUCACUGAAUGUUGACCCGUCGCAGCACAGCAGAGCGAGUGAAAGCACACGUCUGUGUCGCUGUGACGGCUUUGAAUCCUAAACUUGUUUUAAAGUCAUUUCUUUUCACGGAUCCACAGCUGGUUGGUCACCUGUCAAAACGGCCGAUGGCGUAGACACGUGUUGUGACACCAGCUGGAGAAUCCACUGAGUGAUGGGCACAGUUCGUCUUCAGGUGAACACUCACAGUUGGAGUGGAGAGUCAAACACGUCCUUUGACAUUUCGAUUAGAUGGACAGUAUAUACAUGGUGCUAUAUAUCUUUUUAUAACUACAUUGUUCCGCCAAUGUUUGAAUUUUUUAAAAACAGUUGUAUCAGUCCUCACUGAUAAAAUGGCCGCAGCUGUAUUGAUUUAUUUCCAAUCAAGUCUGUAUUGGCACAUUUGUUAUGUACCUGUAAGUAAAAGUACAAAAAACAAAGCCAAAGAUAUGUUUUUAAACUGUUUGUCCACCAGAAAAAUAAGAUUGUUUUCUUUUUUAUUGGACUGCAUGGAAACAGGUUUAAGGCAGUCUUAAAAUGUCUUUAUGUUAGUGGUUUUGGUAACAAAGUCAAUGUCAUCGGACUGUUGUUGCGCUGAUGUCACAGUGACAGCUGGUGAUCAAACAUGUUGUCAGGGACGACUGUUAAUGCUGUGAUGUGUAGUAAAACAAUAAUGGAGCUUUCAAUGAUACAGUUGGAGCACUUUUUUUUGCUUUUCCAUCAGUGGUAGCACCUGGUACCUGGUGCUUUUGUUGGUACCUGCUCUGGUGAGCUUCCAAACGAGCUGAGCCGACAUCGUCAGACUGUGGGACAGUGUCGUCACUGGAAGAGUCAUGAGCACAGGAGUCAAACUGUAGAUCAGUUAAAAAGAUUUAAACAUCCUGAAGACGUGUGUUAAUCUGCAGCAUUUAUCGGAGGAGUCUCUGGUGUAUUUAGUGACUGCUGAAAGCCGGCGAUCGUGAGCCCAAUCACAACCCGUUCAGCUGUAUUUCAGUUCAGUGACAGUCGGACGGAGUCUGUGCUCCGGUCAUGCAGGAAUCGUUUUAAAGAACUGAUUCUAAUGAUUCAGUGACGCUCAAAACAUCUGCUUAGCUCUUGUCACUAGAAAAGAGUCGCGGGCGUGCCGUGCUGUGGCGACCCCGCCGACAGUGGAGUAGUGCUGGAACUGUGUCGUGGAGAAGCGCCACGCGAUGUCAGUGUGGGAACUGACCUGCCACGUGCUUCGGGCCAGUUAACACUACACCUAUUUUUGUCAUUUUCGGUACAGAGACGGUUUUGAGUAAUGAAAUCCAUGAUUACCAACAUACUGUGAACGUCGUGUACGGGACAGAACAGCAGUGUGUGUGUGUGUGUGUGUGCGCGCUGUGCCGUCGGCAGCCGUGAGGUGGGAGGUCCUCAUCCUCGUCCUCGUCGUGGAGGUGUUUCCUGGUGAGACUGUUGCUCCGUCACUCAGCUGUGGUUCACGGGGUUAAUGAAAGCUUGUAAAAACAAAACAAAAUCAUCUUCAUUCCACGCACGCUCUUCUUUUCUUAUCAUGACUCACCAUGACACUACAGCGCGUGUUUUCUUUAGCUUGGACCGGCCGGGCGACACUCGAGUCAGGAUGAGUCGGCACAUUUGGAUGAGGUGGUCGUUCCUCCUGCUCACAGACUGUCCUCUGUCCUACACACCUUGAUAUUUACAAAUGUACAACAGGAUAGAGCUUUUGAAUUCAGCAUGACUUGUGUAAUCCCAUCGAAUGUAGCCCGGCUGUACUCAUUUCCAAGCGUAUCGUAUUAAAGCUAAUGUAGCUUCCUCUGUUAGCAGACCCGGGGGUUAGCGAGUUGAAAUCUCUCGUCUGUGAGUUGUUAGCUGUGGGCGGCGGCCUUGUUUCGUGCCAGAGCACAUUUACAUUUUCCUCACGCCCCCAACCCUUGACACAGCAGCAGUACUGAACUCCAUUUUCUUUGUAAUCAUUUCAACGAUACGAUCCUUUGUAAAGGAUUCAUUCAGUUCAACACGUGACCGUACAUUGUGUAUAUGCAUUUUCACAACGCCAGAAAAGCUGUUUUUCAAGUCAUUUAUGUUCCUUUUUUAACUCUAAGGUAGUGGAGCUUUUUUUUUUAGCAUUGUUGCGUAAGGAAAACUCUUUUUUGUCGUCACUAUAUACACCAGUAUUACGCCGUAUACUCUGACUACCCUAUUUUAACACUGACGAGGAGGGAUUGACUGAGCUGUUACCCAGGUCUGCAGGUUAGCUUUUUCUGUCUUGUCUCUCCAGACUUUUCUCAGUGUGUAGCUGAUUAGCUCGUGUUGUCUUGUUGCUUGUAUAUUGUUUCUUCUUUUGGAAUGUUGCUGUCAUGGCUGAUCUUCCUUUUGUCUGUUUUGGACAAUAAAGUUUAUUUUCUGUUUGUUUUCAUAA
This is a messenger RNA of Solea solea (common sole), 4469 nucleotides long. RefSeq names its product chromobox homolog 1a (HP1 beta homolog Drosophila) (gene cbx1a). The transcript has 6 exons. NCBI's taxonomy places the organism in Eukaryota, Metazoa, Chordata, Actinopteri, Pleuronectiformes, Soleidae. The record is from RefSeq and is a predicted model, not a curated record. Gene Ontology annotation, biological process: chromatin organization; negative regulation of transcription by RNA polymerase II. Bases 1 to 996 code for a protein of 331 amino acids. Gene Ontology annotation, molecular function: chromatin binding. Gene Ontology annotation, cellular component: pericentric heterochromatin; nucleus.